Arachis ipaensis is the source of this 3154-nucleotide messenger RNA. The record is from RefSeq and is a predicted model, not a curated record. NCBI's taxonomy places the organism in Eukaryota, Viridiplantae, Streptophyta, Magnoliopsida, Fabales, Fabaceae.
AAGUGAAUUUCUGUUGCUUUUUCCUUUUCGUACCACUUCUCGUUCAAGCAGUUACCUUUUCUCAGCUUCAGGUCCCUCUCCUCUGGUUUCUUCCCUUCCCCAGCCAUAAUCUGUCAAGUCUCUCUCCUUACACUGUUUCUUCGCGUUUCCGUGUUCACUGCCCAGCUGCGAGAAUGGGGUGGGGAAGCAUAUACAAGAGGCGUGUUAGAGUAUUUACAAUGGCCUUAGUAAUCUACCUAGAUUAUAAGUCCGUACAACAGCGAGAGAAAUGGACAAGCAAAUCUAAACAAUCUGUUUUGUGGGAGAAGGCUCAUGAGCGUAAUGCUAAGCGAGUUUUAAGUUUGAUAAUAGAGAUGGAAGGCUUGUGGGUGAAACUUGGCCAAUAUAUGUCAACACGAGCAGAUGUUCUUCCUGCAGCUUAUAUACGCCUUUUGAAGCAGUUACAGGACUCUCUUCCUCCUCGCCCAUUGGAAGAGGUCUAUGGCACAAUACAGAAAGAGUUGGGGAAAUCAAUGGAUGAGCUAUUUGCUAAUUUUGUCAAUGAACCAUUGGCAACAGCAUCGAUAGCGCAAGUCCACCGUGCAACCCUGCUCAGUGGUCAGGAAGUGGUUGUUAAAGUUCAACAUGAUGGAGUAAAGAGAGUCAUAUUGGAGGAUUUAAGAAAUGCAAAGUCAAUUGUCGACUGGAUAGCGUGGGCUGAGCCACAGUACAACUUUAAUCCUAUGAUUGAUGAAUGGUGCAAAGAAGCACCUAAAGAACUUGACUUUAAUCAUGAAGCUGAAAACACCAGAACAGUGGCUAAAAAUCUUGGUUGCAGAAACCAAUAUGAUGGAAAUAGGAGUGCCAACCGGGUGGAUGUUUUGAUCCCUGAUGUAAUUCAGUCUACAGAGAAAGUGCUUGUUUUAGAGUACAUGGACGGCAUUCGAUUGAACGAUCUACAGGCAUUAGAGUAUUUUGGAGUAGAUAAACAAAAGAUUGUUGAGGAGAUUACUCGUGCCUAUGCUCACCAAAUAUAUGUUGAUGGGUUUUUCAACGGUGAUCCUCAUCCAGGAAAUUUUCUAGUGAGCAAGGAAGCUCCACAUCGUCCCAUUUUACUUGACUUUGGGCUUACAAAAAAACUAUCAAACACGAUUAAGCAAGCACUUGCAAAGAUGUUUCUGGCAGCUGCUGAGGGGGACCAUGUGGCUCUUCUGUCUGCCUUUGCCGAAAUGGGGCUUAAGUUGCGUCUUGACAUACCUGAGCAGGCAAUGGAGGUAACAACUAUAUUUUUCCGUUCAACGACACCUGCAAAUGAAUCCUAUAAAACCGUCAAGUCUCUUAACGAUCAAAGAGCCAAAAACAUGAAAGUUAUACAGGAGAAAAUGAAACUUGAUCAAAACGAAAUGAAACGCUUUAAUCCUGUUGAUGCAUUUCCCGGUGAUAUUGUAAUAUUUGGAAGAGUUCUAAAUCUUCUAAGAGGGCUUUCUUCCACCAUGAAUGUAAAAAUAGUAUAUAUGGACAUCAUGAGGCCAUUUGCAGAAUCAGUACUGAGUGGGUACAUCAAUAGAGGACCAUCAGUAAAUGACAGAUGGAUUUUUGAUUCACCAGUGAACUCUGAUGUAGAAGCCAAGCUAAGGCAACUUUUAAUUGAGCUGGCAAAUAAUGAUAAAAUACUCGGAAUCCAGGUCUGUGCUUACAAAGAUGGAGAAGUCAUUAUUGACACUGCUGCUGGAGUGCUUGGCAAAUAUGAUCCUCGGCGAAACUAAACCUUCAAGAGAAUGUUGCGAAUGUUUGGCCUGCAUUUGGAUCAAACGGGAAAGAUGCGAUUAAGGUUCAUCAUGUGCUUAACCAUGUCUCUGGUUUGCACAAUGCUAUGGCAGACAUCACGCGGGAAAACCCUCUACUAAUGAUUGAUUGGGAUGAAUGUUUAAAUCAGAUUUCUAGGUCAGUGCCUGAGACAGAACCAGGCAAGCAGCAGUUCUAUCACUAUUUGUCAUUUGGGUGGUUGUGUGGUGGAAUCAUUGAGCAUGCAUCUGGCAAGAAAUUUCAGGAGAUCCUUGAAGAAGCAAUAGUUCGCCCCCUCCAUAUUGAAGGAGAGCUAUAUGUAGGAAUUCCACCAGGGGUGGAAUCACGUCUUGCCGCUCUGACUGUAGAUACUGAUGAUUUAAGCAAGCUCUCGGCUAUCACUUCUCGCCCUGAGCUUCCGUCUACUUUCCAGCCACAGCAAAUUGCUCAACUUAUAACCACCUUGCCUCCUCUUUUCAAUACACUGAAUGCUCGCCGUGCCAUCAUACCGGCUGCUAAUGGACAUUUAACUGCCCGGGCACUUGCACGUUACUAUGCUGCCUUGGCUGAUGGUGGCAGGAUACCACCACCUCAUUCUUCUGCUUCCAAGCCACCACUUGGAAGCCAUCCCCACAUCCCCAAAUUCUCUUCUGAGAAGCCCCCUAAAAAGCGCAGUUGUAUGGGGAGGGGAGAUGUAGCUUUACCUACAAGUAAUGCCCCUACAUAUGAAAAAGUCCCUACCCAUGACAGUUUCCAGGACAAUGAAAGCCAAGAUAUUAGCAGAGAUAGUAUUAGCAGUAGUAUAAGUAAUAGCAGAAUGGAUAGUACUCCAAGGAUCAAUAUUACUGGUCAGGUUUUCAGGAAUCCGAAAAUUAUCGACGAAUUCUUGGGAAAAGGAGAUUAUGAGAAUUUAACUUUGCCAGGUGGUGCUUUUGGCCUAGGAUUUAAGAGGUUUAGUUCGAAGGAUGGUUCAUCAAUAGCGUUUGGUCACUCUGGAAUGGGUGGUUCCACAGGGUUUUGUGAUGUUACAAAUAGAUUUGCAAUUGCUGUGACAUUGAACAAGAUGUCAUUCGGUGGUGUCACUGGAAAAGUUGUUCAGCUUGUUUGUUCUGAGUUGAAUAUUCCUGUGCCUGAUGAUUUCCUUAGAUUUUCAGUUGAGCAGAGAGGACCUGAUGGUCAAUUAAAUAUGGGUAGGCCUAUUAUUAAUUGAGGCUCACAUUUUCUCUCUUUUUUAAAACACCUUUUCAUCGGGAAUCAUAUGUAUACAAUUUCAUUUUCCUGGGGCCUUAAGAAUUCAUAAACAAGGAACUUAAUAGUUUUAUAUAUAUACCGGGAGCUGUACCGUUAAAAGUUUAUAACCACGUGAAUGGAUUUAUAUUUUUGUUUCUUA